GCUGCACGAUGUGCAUGUAGUUGAUAAUCAGAUCAACUGCAGCCCAUUUUAUCAAUGAACACCUAUUUACAUAUACCCAUUUCUCAUUUCGCUGGCUUGAAAGUUAUUCUAUUCUUGAGAAAAAAUUAGUUGUAAUUGACUUUUUGUGAUUUCUAAUUUUAUCUUUAACACUUGAUGAAGAUACCAUUUUUGGUUUGUUUACAAUAUUAAUCUACCGCAGCAGCCAUCCAACUGUGUUGGUAUUAGAUUAUUGAGCAUCAUGUCGACAACCGUAACGCCGGAUCGUUCGACCUUGUCAAAAUCUCGUCUUCAAUCGCCUCGCACGCCACUUUCCCCAGCCGGUACGACCGUUGGAGCCGUGCGGGUUCGUGAGGCGAUUGAAAAGUUCUGUGACUUGCACAAGAAAUGGCACAACACGAUUCGUAAAGGGACGCAGUAUUGCAGUGGAAUUGAGUCGAUCAAAAUGGGCAUCCUGGAGGCGCAAUCCGAAGAAAAAAAUCCUUAUCCGGCAAACCUCAAGCUGUACUGCGGAAAUUUGUCGGUGCUGUGCGGUAUCCUGCGGGAUGUAACGAGUGACCUAGAGACGUUGAUUGGGCAGCUGGAAGUUUUGCACAUCGCUCUGAAGGAUGAAGUCAUCGGUAGAAGUUGGAACUUGGUUCGAGUGCUUGACUCGCUUCGGACGAUUUUGGAACGUUACAGAUCGGAGGUCAGUUUGCGAAAGGUGAUUACCGAGAAUAUUGGGCAUGCUUGUGACAAAACAGAAAUGACACUUCAUGUGGCCUUCUGGGAACAGUUAACCAAUCAAAAUGAAGAUGUCGAUUUGCUUGCACGAAUGCUUGUUGUUGAAUUUGGGUUACCCGUAGCGUAAGGCGUUGAUUUUAAUUUAAAACACUACUGUGAUUAAUUUGAA
Molecule: messenger RNA, 910 nt
Organism: Sabethes cyaneus
Lineage: Eukaryota; Metazoa; Arthropoda; Insecta; Diptera; Culicidae
Exons: 3
Coding region: 260-868 (202 amino acids)
Source: RefSeq, a predicted model, not a curated record